AUGCCCCCACCAGUACCCCACAACAGAAGGCGCGACAAGACAGUUCUGAGCUGUUCUUUUUGCCGAGGACGCAAGCUUCGUUGUGACAGACUGUCUCCUUGUGGCGCCUGCGCGCGACGAGGUAAACCCGAGGAAUGCAUCUACAGCUCUCCAGAGCAAGACCGGAAAAAUGCCAUCGACUACAGACCACAUGCGCGAAACCAGCAUGUUCGUCAGAGAAUUACGCGUCUCGAAACCCUCGUUACUGAGAUGAGAGACUUGGCGCAGAGCCCACACCAGCCACCAGGGAAUGUGACAUCACUACACGAGACUCCCAGGGGAUCUAUACCACCCGCUAUUCCGCUUGAAGGCCAUGCGACAGAUAACAUGAGCAAGCUGAGUCUUACGGAUGAUGAAGCCGUAUAUAUUGGUAGCUCCCAUUGGAUCACCAUCUUGGAAGAUAUUCGACUUCUCAAAGACGAGUUGUCCGACGAUUAUUCCGAUGGGGCUCAAACUGGAGAGUCGACGCCCUUUGAUGCUGGCUUGAUGCGUGGACCACCACAGGCUAGAGUCUCUCUCCUCGCCAGUGCCACCUGUCCUUCAAGAGAGCAGAUCCUGGCCAUGAUACCUCCUCGCAAGGUUGUUGACAGACUGGUCUCUCAGUUCUUCAACUCCUUUGACUUUGCCCCGGCCAUUCUGAACCGGAGCAAGUUUUUCGGAGAGUAUGAAAGAUUUUGGUCCAAUCCAUCAGCAGUACCCAUCAUGUGGGUUGGUCUUUUGUUCAGCGUGAUGACAAUCCCCGCGCUCCUCCACCAACAAGACGCUGGAGCUGGCGUACCCACAACCGAGUCAAUAGAUAUGAUGGAGACCUAUCGGACUCUUACCAUUUAUUGUCUAAUUGCCGGCGACUAUCUACACCCGACCAGAUACACCCUUGAAACCUUGAUCUUACAUUUUGCCGUCGACCAAAACGUAAAUGUCGACACCAACGUUGGCAACUGGAUCCUCAUUGGCGUCGUUAUUCGCAUCGCACUGCGUAUGGGUUUGCACCGCGACCCAUCGCACUGGCCCAAUAUUCAGCCAGCACAGGCUGAACUUCGGCGAACUCUCUGGAUGGUCCUAUAUCAGAUGGACUUUUUCACAAGCACAGAAGUCGGAUUGCCGCGGAUUAUUAAAGACUCGCAAUGUGAUACAGAUCCUCCCACACUUAACGACGACACCAACACCUUGCAGCCAGUGACAGAUCAUGUACCCCUCGUACAUCUUAUUUAUAGACACACGAUCAUUAAAGUUGCAGCAGAGAUAUACGACGCGACUGAGGCCGCAAAGCCGUCAUCUGAUACAAUUACCGUGCUUGCUGCUAAACUGGAUGCUGCUGUGAACAAAAUACCAGGAUGGUUAAGAUAUAAAUCAUUAGAGGCGUCGAUUACCGAUAACCCCGUGACGAUUCUGCAUCGAAUCGUUUUGGACGUUCUCAUACACAAAGCCAUCUACCUUCUUUAUCGACGAAGCUUUAUAAACGAAUCUACAGGAGAAGAAAGCACCAUAUCCAAUGAACUAUGCAUUGAGUCUGCCCUAGCAAUCCUAGAUCAUCACCGAAGAAUGGGAGAGGAAACUGAACCUGGUGGUCUUAUGUUCGCUAUUCGCUGGAAGGUGGUUGCCCUCAGCCAUGAAUUUCUGCAAGCGACGAUGAUACUGUGUUUUGCCUUGAGUAGGCUCAACGAGGGAGGUCUCAAGAAGGAACACUGGGCCUCGGUGCAUAGACGAGAUGAUAUCAUACAAGCUUUAACCAAUGCAAAAGCUCUGUGGAAUAGAAGUGCGGACCAUUCAAUAGAGGCACAAAGAGCAGCAAGUGCAAUCACAGCCGUACUGAAACAAUAUUCACACACUGCGAAUAUGCUACAUUUGACAGGUUCAGAUGAAAACCUUAGCCAGCUGCCAGGACUUGCCUCACUUGGUACUUUUGACUUUGGACAGAAUAUGGCUUUGGACCCAUCUUUGUUCGCCGUUGAUGAUGAUGAUAUGAUGGCAUUUGGAAUCUGA
This is a messenger RNA of Talaromyces rugulosus, 2022 nucleotides long. RefSeq lists its product as uncharacterized. The record is from RefSeq and is a predicted model, not a curated record. The transcript has 7 exons. NCBI's taxonomy places the organism in Eukaryota, Fungi, Ascomycota, Eurotiomycetes, Eurotiales, Trichocomaceae. Gene Ontology annotation, biological process: DNA-templated transcription; regulation of DNA-templated transcription. Gene Ontology annotation, cellular component: nucleus. Bases 1 to 2022 code for a protein of 673 amino acids. Gene Ontology annotation, molecular function: DNA binding; DNA-binding transcription factor activity, RNA polymerase II-specific; zinc ion binding.